Molecule: messenger RNA, 639 nt
Organism: Penicillium longicatenatum
Lineage: Eukaryota; Fungi; Ascomycota; Eurotiomycetes; Eurotiales; Aspergillaceae
Product: Mg-dependent acid phosphatase
Exons: 2
Coding region: 1-639 (212 amino acids)
Molecular function (GO): acid phosphatase activity
Source: RefSeq, a predicted model, not a curated record
AUGGUCCGAGCAGGAAAACGCCAAAACACCCAACCGCGCGAGGAAACCUCCGUGGCCCCCGCAACAUUCACAGACGGCCUCCCCCUCCCUAAACUGAUCGCAUUCGACCUGGACUACACACUGUGGCCAUUCUGGGUCGAUACGCACGUCAGUGCACCCGUAAAGGCGCGAGACAAUAACUCACGUAUCGUUGACCGAUGGGGAGAAUCUUUCGCCUUCUACCCAGCCGUAUCCUCCAUUAUUUACGCCUGCAAAAGCCGCUCUAUCCCCAUGGCCUUGGCCUCACGAACCCAUACCCCCGAUCUAGCCCGUGACCUCCUCAAAGCACUACACGUUAUCCCGACAUUUUCAGACAACCCCGGGGCAAACACGAAAACGACACGCGCACUGGAAUACUUUGAUUACAUUCAGAUCUUCCCGGCGAACAAAACGCAGCAUUUUUCGCGUAUUCAGCAGGCGAGUGGGCUUGAGUAUGAGGAGAUGUUAUUCUUUGAUGAUGAGGCUAGAAAUCGGAAUGUGGAGACAGAGUUGGGGGUUACGUUCUGUUUGGUUAGGGAUGGGAUGACGAGGGAGGAGGUUGAUCGGGGGGUUUGGUUAUGGAGGAAGAGGAAUGGGAUCAAGAAGGUGGAUGAGGAGUAG